Molecule: messenger RNA, 561 nt
Organism: Prunus armeniaca (apricot)
Lineage: Eukaryota; Viridiplantae; Streptophyta; Magnoliopsida; Rosales; Rosaceae
Source: the annotation of a GenBank genome assembly
AUGGAUUCAAAGAAGUCUAACAAGAUCAGAGAGAUUGUUAGGCUCCAACAGAUCCUAAAGAAGUGGAAGAAGCUAGCAAAUGCCCCUAAAAACACAAACCCCAGCACCAAUUCAUCCUCAACCAAUAGCACAAAUAGUCUCAACAGUUCUACUUCUAUUAGCAGCAGCAGAAGCAUGAAGUUUAUUAAGAGAACACUCUCCUUCUCAGAUGUCUCAGCGGCUCAAAACGACGUUGUACCGAAAGGGUUUCUUGCCAUUUGUGUUGGGAAGGAGCUGAAGAGAUUCAUCAUCCCAACUGAGUACUUGGGGCACCAAGCUUUUCGGAUUCUGCUCCGGGAAGCCGAAGAGGAGUUCGGGUUUCAGCAAGAAGGUGUGCUCAAGAUUCCAUGUGAAGUGACUGUAUUUGAGAAGAUCUUGAAGGUGGUUGAAGAGAAAAGGGAGGUGUUCUUCUUGCACAAUGAGUUUGGAUUCAUUAGUGCAGAGAAAGACAAGAUUGGUUUUUGCUCCUCUCCAUCAGAUUGUGAGCUUACACCUUCUCAUCACCCCCAAAUGUGUAGAUGA